Staurois parvus is the source of this 1155-nucleotide messenger RNA. The record is from the annotation of a GenBank genome assembly. NCBI's taxonomy places the organism in Eukaryota, Metazoa, Chordata, Amphibia, Anura, Ranidae.
AUGUUUGGAACUGUGGACUCCUGGAUUAUCUGGAGCCUUACUGGAGGGAAGAAUGGUGGUGUGCACUGUACAGAUGCGACCAACGCCAGCAGAACUAUGCUGUUCAAUAUCAACACUCUGGAGUGGGAUGUAGAGCUCUGCCAGUUUUUUGAUGUUCCCAUGAGUUUGCUGCCAAAAGUGAGAAGUAGUUCUGAAAUCUAUGGACUAAUGAAAAUCUGUCCUAGCCUGAAAUCUGGAGCCUUGACUGGUGUUCCAAUAUCUGGGUGUCUAGGUGACCAAUCUGCUGCACUGGUUGGACAAAUGUGCUUUCAAGAUGGACAAGCAAAAAAUACAUAUGGUACUGGUUGUUUCUUGCUGUGUAAUACAGGGCCAAAGCCUGUUCUGUCUGAUCAUGGUUUGUUGACCACUGUGGCUUACAAGCUUGGCAGAGACAAGCCUGCUUGUUAUGCCCUUGAAGGUUCAGUUGCCAUAGCAGGAGCUGUGGUACGGUGGCUAAGAGAUAACCUUGGCAUUGUUAAGACAACAGAGGAAGUAGAGAGACUUGCUGCUGAAGCUGGUACAUCAUAUGGCUGCUACUUUGUUCCAGCAUUCUCGGGCCUGUAUGCACCGUAUUGGGAACCAAGUGCCAGAGGAAUCAUCUGUGGUCUUACUCAGUUCACAAACAAGAACCACAUAGCAUUUGCUGCUCUUGAAGCUGUGUGUUUUCAGACCAGAGAGAUUCUAGAUGCAAUGAACCAAGACUAUGGAAUUCCUUUAAGCCAGCUACAAGUUGAUGGGGGCAUGACUAACAAUAAGAUCCUUAUGCAGUUACAGGCUGAUAUCCUAUGCAUCCCUGUGGUAAAACCUUCAAUGCCUGAAACAACCGCAUUAGGAGCUGCCAUGGCUGCAGGAGCUGCUGAAGGAGUGGGUGUCUGGAGUCUUAACCCCAGUGACUUGACUGCAGUGACUUGUGAACGCUUUGAGCCACAGAUUAACCCAGAAGAAAGCGAAUAUCGCUAUGCUCGAUGGAAAAAGGCAGUUAUGAAAUCAAUGGGUUGGGAAAGCUCAGAACCUGCAACCAAUGGAAACGGUGAACCUAGUAUCUUCACUAGUCUGCCUCUGGGCUUUUAUAUAGUGAGUAGCAUGGUAUUGUUAAUUGGAGCAAAGUAUAUAACA